Messenger RNA from Vitrella brassicaformis, 908 nucleotides. NCBI's taxonomy places the organism in Eukaryota, Vitrellaceae. The record is from the annotation of a GenBank genome assembly.
CCCCGUCACCGCUUUCAUCGCUCUCUCGGCCGCACUCACAUCUCUAUCAGAUCGACAGGCGGCAUCAUCAUGACGACGGACGGCCGUUUCUACCUGCUUGUCUCGCCAGACGGGCACAUUGGCCCAGGACCUUGCGCCCAGAGGAGGUAUCUACGGUCGUCGGACAUCAGCAAGAUCAUCGCCUUCGACGACAACGACCAGUCGAAGCCCGACAGACCCAUCGGCGUGCUGCAGGGGGCAUCUGUGUUCUUCGAGAAGUGCAUCAAGCUGCUGGAGAGGUGCUUAUCAACUGAGAGAGGGAGAGAGGACGGCCAUGUGAUGUGCAGAUCUGGCGUUUGUCCUGGGUGUGUGUGUGUGUUCAUCAGCGAGUUUCGUGACGACUCGGUCCUGGCCCCAUCGGGGGUGCGGUACAAGAUCAUUCAGCAAGGCAGCGGCGCCAUGCCUACGGCCGAGCAGCAGGUCAAGUUCGACUACAUCGAGUGGGGCGACGCCUGGGAGGGCGAGGUGUGUGCCGAUGAGCCUGGCAGUACGUGCCGACCGGCAGAACUGCCCGGGUGGUUCGGGGAGGCGAUCACGUCGAUGCGAGUUGGAGAGGUGCGUCGAUUGAUGGUGCCGCCGGAUGUCAGCCACGCCCCGGUCCCUCACACAAAGCUGGUGCAGCUCACGCUGCACGCCAUCAUGUGAACAGUCAACAACGGGACAGAGAGACACACACACAGAGAGAGAGAGAGAGAGAGUCACACACACACGUGUUACGAGCCUGCCUGGGGUUCGUCACGUCACAUGUGAUACGGCCGCAGUGGCUUGCCCAGCCCCCCGCCUCCCCGCCCGGCGGGGCAAGCCGCUGCGGCCUUACUAUAUGUGACGUGACUGACCCGACAGUCAGUCAGUCAGUCAGUGGAUCAACC